AUGGCUGAACAAAAGAAGAAACAACUCCACUUGGGUGCUUUCAUGCGCCCGGUGAGUCUACAUACUGGAGCAUGGCGAUACCCUGGCGCAUAUCCCGACGCCAACUUCAAUUUCCAGCAUAUCAAAUCAUUUGCUAAAAAAUUGGAAAAUGCUAAAUUCGAUGCAUUUUUCAUGGCAGAUCAUUUAGCGGUGUUAAAUAUGCCAAUUGAAGCUUUGCGACGAAGUCAAACAGUGACCUCAUUCGAACCAUUCACGCUACUAUCGAGUUUGGCUGCUGUGACUGAUCGCAUCGGGCUUGUCGCUACUGCUUCGACCACCUACGACGAACCUUACCAUAUCGCAAGACGUUUUGCCUCUCUUGACCAUUUAAGCGGUGGUCGCGCCGGAUGGAAUAUCGUCACAACUGCUAAUCCCGACUCAGCACGCAAUUUCGGUAAGGAAGAACACAAGGAGCAUGGUGAACGUUAUGCCCGAGCUCGUGAAUUCUACGAUGUAGUUACUGGGCUUUGGGAUUCAUUCGCCGAAGAUGCUUUUAUUCGCGACGUCGAAAGUGGUAUCUUCUUUGACCCCGACCGUAUGCACGUCCUGGAUCACCACGGAGCUGAGCUCAAUGUCAGGGGACCAUUAAACAUUGCGCGACCACCACAAGGAUGGCCAGUUAUCGUACAGGCUGGACAAUCGGAACCAGGACGUCAACUCGCUGCCGAAACCGCCGAAGUAGUAUUCUGCGCGCCUCGUACGCUUGAGGCGGGUAAAGAUUUUUUCAAGGAUGUGAAGGACCGGGCUGUUGCUGUGGGACGUGAUCGCGAUGAUAUCAAGAUAUUACCUGCCGCCUUCGUCCUUGUCAGCAAUACCGUUGAGGAGGCGCGACAAAAGCGAUUGAAGCUAGACAGCCUUGUUCAUUACGACAGUGCAAUCGCCUCACUAUCCAUUGCGCUCGGUUUUGAUGCCUCCAAGUUGGACCCCGACGCCCCUCUACCAACGGAACUUCCCGAGACCAACGCUAGCAAAUCAGGUCGCGAAGGGGUUAUAAAGCUCGCUGCGGCUGAAAACCUAACUGUCCGCCAACUUGCACAGAGAUAUGGCGGAUAUUCCAGUCUUGCCUUUGUUGGUACGCCAGAGACCGUAGCUGACGAAAUGGAGCAAUGGCUUUUGCAAGAAGGCUCGGAUGGUUUCAAUGUUAACUUCCCCUUCUUGCCAGAGGGUCUUGAUGAUGUGGUUAAACUCUUGAUACCUGAGUUACAACGACGUGGGAUCUUCCGUAAAGACUAUGAGGGGACUACUCUACGUGAGCAUCUAGGACUUAAACGGCCUAAGAAUAAGUUCUUUUCUUAA
Molecule: messenger RNA, 1335 nt
Organism: Hypoxylon trugodes
Lineage: Eukaryota; Fungi; Ascomycota; Sordariomycetes; Xylariales; Hypoxylaceae
Product: Nitrilotriacetate monooxygenase component A/pristinamycin IIA synthase subunit A
Exons: 1
Coding region: 1-1335 (444 amino acids)
Molecular function (GO): oxidoreductase activity, acting on paired donors, with incorporation or reduction of molecular oxygen; monooxygenase activity
Source: RefSeq, a predicted model, not a curated record